CGGAAUCACUACCGCACAUCACUUCGUACCUUAUUUCCUAAUGUUUUCGUGAAAAUGUGCCGUUCAAAAAUGCUCACGUCUGUGAUUAAAAUCGUUUAAAAUGAACUCUAUCGCUAUCACAUCACUGUGAAAUAGUUUUUCGUUUUAUUUUGUGCUAAAGUGUAUUUUAUAGGUUUCUAAAAUUGUGUUAGGGGGUGGUGCCGUGAUGCCAGUUCGUAAGCAAGAGGCCCACCGAGCUUUGGAACUGCUGGAAGACUACCACAGUAAGCUAGUGAAGCCUCAGGACCGACAACUGCGCCUCGCCAUUGAGAGAGUCAUCCGGAUCUUCAAGUCUCGACUGUUUCAAGCUCUACUUGAUAUACAAGAGUUUUACGAGCUCACUCUCCUCGAUGACACCAAGUCUAUCCAGCAGAAGACCGCGGAGACCAUCCGCAUCGCCAACAAGUGGGAGGCCGACAACACACGCCGGGAGAUACCAACCGAGGAAAGCGACUACAGAUCCGUGUCAAAUGCCUUCCUUCAGGACAACAACAGAAAACCAGAACCACCUCGCAAUGAAACGCCAGACUCUACCAAGGUGGGAAGCGUGCAAAUCGUCGCACCGAGCGGCGAAACUGAAGAAAAGAAGGCUCACGUUACCUCACCAGAAAUGAAGCAGUUGCAGAUAAAUGGUAUUGAGGGUGGUGGUGGCGAGCGGACGGUGGAGGAUGGGCACCUGCAGCUCAGCAUCGUGUUGUCGCGUGCGGGCGGCGCCGGGCUCGGCUUCAGCAUCGCCGGCGGCUCCGACAACCCGCACGUGGCGACCGACCCUCGCAUCUACGUCACCAAGCUCAUACCCGGGGGCGCCGCCGCCGCCAGCCAACUGCAGAUCAAUGACGCCAUAUUACAAGUAAACGAUACGAACGUCGAAAACGUAACGCACGCUGAAGCGGUGGAUGCGUUGAAAAAAGCUGGCAAUACCGUGAGACUGAAAGUAAGACGUCGUGUGACAGAGGAAACGCUGACAGUAUCGCAGCCGAAGUCUGAGGAAGCCAUUGAGAUCGAGCUGGUAAAGGGUGGAGCGGGCUUGGGGUUCAGUAUAGCUGGUGGGGUCGGCAACCAGCACAUCCCGGGGGACAACGGUAUCUACGUCACUAAGAUCAUGGCGGGAGGCGCCGCACACCGCGACGGGCGGCUCAGGGUCGGAGACAAGCUGCUUAUGGUCAAAAAUACCUCGCGCGGGGACGUGAACCUAGACAAUGUGACGCACGAAGACGCGGUCGCGGCGCUGAAGGCGACGGGCGAGCGAGUGGUGCUGGUACUAGUGCCCGGCCCGAGGCACGGACAGCCCUCGCCGAGGACGUCGCGAGCCAAUACUCCAUCAAGCACAGCAAAUUCCCUCCGCCGCGACGGAGCAGACGACGUGACGGACUCCACUGAAGAGCAGAGAGUCGUCGAACUGGAAAAAGGUUCACAGGGGCUCGGUUUCAACAUCGUUGGUGGAGAAGAUGGACACGGGAUAUACGUGUCGUUUCUACUGGCUGGUGGACCAGCGGAGAGAUCCGGGCUGUUGAGGCGCGGCGACAGACUGCUAGCGGUCAAUGACACCGAUAUCACGCACGCUACGCACGAGCAAGCUGCUAAAGCACUAAAGGGCACAGGGCAGAACGUGAAGCUGACAGUGGUUUACCGACCACAAGAGUACAACAAGUUCGAAGCCCGCAUCAACGAGCUGAAACAACACCACACGCUGCUCAGAACGUCACAGAAACGGUCACUCUACGUCAGAGCUCUAUUCGACUACGACCCAAUCCGCGACGACGGUCUGCCCUCCCGAGGACUGCCAUUCCGCUACGGAGACAUACUGCACGUCACCAACGCAUCUGACGACGAGUGGUGGCAAGCCAGGCGGAUAGAUACAACGGACCAAGAUGCGAUCGGCAUAAUUCCGUCGAAGAAGCGAUGGGAGCGCAAGCAGCGGGCGCGAGACAGACAAGUCAAGUUCCAGGGACAGGGCACGCCCGUGAGUACUAGCCAGUCAACAUUAGAAAGGAAAAAGAAGACGCUAUCGUUCAGCAGAAAGUUCCCGUUUAUGAAGAGUCGGGAGGACGGCAAAUCCGAGGACGGUUCGGACCAAGAACCUUUCAUGCUUUGUUACACACAGGAGGAUGCUAACGCGGACGUAUUGAGUGCUACCAAGAUUGACACCGCAGAUAAAGGGGAAAUCUUGUACCGAGUGGAACUUCCCAUGAUGGAGGAGAUAACGCUCAUAUAUCUCGAGGACGAGAGCCAGGACGAGACGGUGUUGUCGUAUGAGACGGUGCAGCAGAUGACCAUCAACUAUACGCGGCCGGUGAUCAUCCUGGGCCCGCUCAAGGACCGGAUAAACGACGACCUCAUAUCCGAAUUCCCGGAUAAAUUCGGCAGCUGCGUGCCACAUACGACCCGGCCGCGCCGCGACUACGAGGUGGACGGGCGCGACUACCACUUCGUGGCCAGCCGCGAGCAGAUGGAGCGCGACAUACAGAACCACCUGUUCAUAGAGGCCGGCCAGUACAACGACAACCUCUACGGCACCUCCGUCGCCUCCGUAAGAGAGGUCGCUGAAAAGGGCAAACAUUGCAUUUUGGACGUGAGCGGUAACGCUAUCAAGAGAUUGCAAGUGGCGCAACUCUACCCUAUUGCCAUAUUUAUCAAACCAAAGAGUGUAGAAUCUAUAAUGGAAAUGAAUAAGAGGAUGACUGAAGAACAAGCGAAGAAAACAUACGAACGAGCGUUGAAAAUGGAACAAGAGUUCGCAGAGUAUUUCACCGCGGUAGUGACGGGCGACACGCCGGAGGAGAUUUACUCGAAGGUGAAGACGGUGAUCGAGGCGGAGAACGGGCCCACGGUGUGGGUGCCGCGCCGCGAGCCCCUGUGAGCGGCCGCGCCCGUGCCAUACCGCCCAGUACCUUACCACGUGCCUCCACCACCUGUGCCGGGCUAGCCGGGAACCGUGCCCCCCCCCACACACACACACAAACAAACCCACAACCCAUACACUCACGUGACUUUUGUUCCACACGAUAUCAAAAACCCACGAACAAAAGUUCACGACUGACCGGGUCCGAACACACGCUUCCCGACUAUCCCCGUAGUGCGGCUUCGAUAUCAAUACUUAAAUAAUAGAUAUUUAUUUAAUUUCGUUAAAAACUAGAGAUAUAAAUAUUUGUCCGACUUUAGGCGAGUUCAAUCGCCGAAGUGUUUGGCGAACUUUCAGCGCAAUCGAAUUGCGAAUAGGCUGCAUGAGUACGCCUGCGAGUGCAUUCGGUGAAGUUAGUUCGGAAUCUCCUCUUGGUCACAAAGGUUAGAGUCGACGGGUGACAGCGUCUCGAUACGAUAUAGCAAUAAGCGCUCGGCCGCGACACAAGCAAUACAAGUAGCCGCGCGGGUGGCGCCCCCGCGGCGCCGGCUCGCGCACUAGUCGUGUCAUACAACUCGGCUCCCUAGUUUUACUAUCAGACUUUCGUAAAUCACCGCUUGAAACAUCCUAUCCGAGUUCAUUUAGCGUAAGUUUAUUUUAAAUUUAAAUGUAUCAUAAACUAUCACUCGUGCAUUAUUGUUGACCAAGAACGCGUUAUAGCCUUCACUGUAGAAGAUUACUUAACACUAUACGCUUGUUUAUUGUGCAAGUCAAACUCACUAGCGAUAAUAUUACGUCGAAUGCAAUGUUUAUAUCAAAUAUAAUUUUAAUUAUUUGACAAAACCAAUAAUUGUGCUUCAAUUAACUGUAAAUUUAAUGUAUAUUAAUAAAUUUUAAAAUGGUAUUAUUCAUGUUAAUUUACUCAGGUUGCUAGAUACAUUUUGAAUCUUGUCGCGUUAAGAGUUACUAUAAUAAUAGCGAAGUUAUUGUGCGAGACAGAUCACGGAGCACCGGUGAUGUUAAUACUAUAUUAUCGUAUACCUACUAGUUGUAUACUUGUAAGAUGCUGUAGUCAUACCCACCUCACGCCUCACGCGAGUCCUGCAUGGCUAGGCUAAGACGUACGUUAUCAGGAUUAUUUGCUCAAGCGGCAAUCUGUAUCGUAGCCAUUGAAUCUCAUGACAUUUUCUGCACACCGAUAUGUCCCCUUAACACUUAGGUGAGGUGCAAGUUGUUUGUUGAUCAUUUUUAUAGUAAGCAAUUGUGUUAUAUGGUGUGAAAUGUCUCACCAAUUAAAUAGUGUUUGACAUUUAUUUAUUGAGAAUUUUAUUUUCUUACGGAAUAAUAGAGUGCCCAUCUGCAAAUAUGGCGCUUGACGCGAGCAGUGACGCUUCAGACCGCAAUAUUACGUUACGGCGUGUUGCUUACUCUUUAUUACUUUGUUAGUAAGUGCAUUAUUAUUAUUAUAUUGCAAUAAUGUAAAAAAAUAUGACAUUGUUCCCACUGUACUUAAAUUACUUUUAUUUUUUUACUGAUAUGCUAUUAGUCUGAGAUUUUAUUUAAUUCUUUUGUGCAUGACAAAUAACAUUUUAUUUUAGAGAAUUUGACGAAGGAAUUGCGACUUAAUAAACUUGGACUGCUUAGUUCUGUCAAAUAUACUAUUAACAAAACAAGUUACCAAAGAUAUAAUCGGUAAUAUAUAUUGACUAAGCUAAAAUUUAUCUGUUAUAUUACUUAAUUUGGAAUAGAGUACUUAAUAACCAAGUUAAAGCGGUCGUGAUUCUUUUAUGGUAAGAAUUUUAUGUAAAUAUUAUAACAAUUAUGUUUUAAUUAUUGUUUAAGUUCUACAAUGAUGUAUUAACAAUAUUAUGAAUGUUUUAUUUUAAUAGGUAUUUAUUAUGUCGUCUGUAGGUAUUCUAUUUAAUUAAUCGAGCGUGUUAUUCUGUGUAAAUUGAUUUAAUUAAGCGUAAUUAAUGUCUUAACAAAUAGUUAACUUUAAAUAUUUUAUCAAACACCCAUAUUUGCAGAUGUACAAUGUUUAUGAGUUAGUGAUGUUCAAUAGACUAGUUUGAAUAAAAUUAUUUACGUUGAAAAUUC
Pectinophora gossypiella (pink bollworm) is the source of this 4978-nucleotide messenger RNA. RefSeq names its product disks large 1 tumor suppressor protein (gene dlg1). Gene Ontology annotation, biological process: chemical synaptic transmission. The transcript has 23 exons. The record is from RefSeq and is a predicted model, not a curated record. Gene Ontology annotation, molecular function: kinase binding. Lineage: Eukaryota; Metazoa; Arthropoda; Insecta; Lepidoptera; Gelechiidae. Gene Ontology annotation, cellular component: neuron projection; postsynaptic density membrane; neuromuscular junction. The coding region runs from base 206 to 2899 and encodes 897 amino acids.